Messenger RNA from Strongylocentrotus purpuratus (purple sea urchin), 2408 nucleotides. Its product is annotated as fibrillin-2. Gene Ontology annotation, molecular function: carbohydrate binding; calcium ion binding. Lineage: Eukaryota; Metazoa; Echinodermata; Echinoidea; Camarodonta; Strongylocentrotidae. The coding region runs from base 378 to 1994 and encodes 538 amino acids. The record is from RefSeq and is a predicted model, not a curated record. The transcript is spliced from 10 exons.
AGCGUUGAGUUUCAUAUAGGCAUGUUUUGUGUAGGAAUAUAUAACGAUGGUGUGUUAUUACAUGACUGUGUAUUAGUACUCGUGAGGAGUAUGAAGUGUUCUGAUAUAAGAUUGUGCAGAAUAAAGGCUAUCGUAUAAGAGGAAGUUAAACAGUCAUACUUUGAACGCUACGAUGUUGAAGCUCUUUUUGAAUUCUUUAAAUGGAAUUAUCUCUCGAGAGAAACUUGCUUGAUUGGCAUGAAUGGACUAAUUCUGGAUGUCACAAAGUUGUUUAGAACAGCGAAAUAUAACCAACAUCGACGAAAUCUUGCAUGAAUAUUGCGUUCCCUGCAAAGUACUUCAACACAACUCGAUAACACCUUCAAAACUGGACAGUCAUGGCCUGGGCAGAGAGGAUAGGUAUGAUGGUGCUUCAUGUAUCCUUCUCUUUGCUAGUCCUCAUGCAAGCAUCAUUAGUCACAACUCAGGAAUGUGAGAAGUUAAUUGUCUGUGAGAGGGUUACUACUGACAUCAAUUGCGGAGAGGGCCUUAUCAACAUUUGCACUGCUGUCUACGGACGAACAGAUAGCACAACCUGUCCUCACCAACAAGUAUCAGACACGACUUGUAGAGUAGACGUAGUGGAUGUUCUCGGUCCAGAUUGUAACGGCCAAUCGCAAUGCAGAAUUACAGCAACGAAUAGCCUUGCUGGUGAUCCGUGCCGAGGAGUACAUAAGUACCUCGAGGUAGCCUACACAUGCACAGAUUUCGACGAAUGUGCAGCCGGUACUCACAGUUGUGAUGCAAAUGCAUCAUGUCAAAACGCUCCAGGUUCUUUCUUCUGCGUCUGUAAAAUUGGAUACACCGGCAACGGAUUCAGCUGCAUUGACAUCGAUGAGUGUACAAGUAGACCAGACACCUGUAACACCAAUGCUGCAUGUACCAACACUCCAGGAUCUUUCAAAUGCGCCUGUAAUCCUGGAUACAGAGGGAGUGGGUCCACUUGCACAGAUGUCAAUGAAUGUGAAAUUGGAACCUCCAAUUGUUACGCAAAUUCUGCAUGUACGAACACUCCUGGAUCAUUCACGUGCAUCUGUAAUGAGGGAUAUACUUUCAAUGGAACAGGUUGUACUGAUGUCAAUGAAUGUGAAAUUGGCGACUCCAAUUGUUACGCAAAUUCUGCAUGUACGAACACUCCUGGAUCAUUCACGUGCCUCUGCAAUGAAGGAUAUACUUUCAAUGGAACAGGUUGUAUUGUGGAUCCACUGGCUACCGUGACAACCAUGAGCCCAUCGCCACCAGCUUCUGCAGGUCAUCGUGGUGCAGUGGUUCCAGUUGUAGUCGUUCUAUUAAUUGCUGUCAUCCUUACAGCCGUUAUUGUUGCAGUUAUUUGCUAUAGGCGACGGCGAUUUUCAUCAACAAAAGAUCAGGGACCACAUCAAACCUCAAAAGAAGUUGCUAACCCGAACUACAUGAUUGACAACGAUCAAAAUGAAUACGCAGAGUGCGCUAACCCGAUGAGUCCGUCCAAUACCGCAAUCACUACCGGGUCUCUGGAGGAUGCCCUGAAACACGACUACACGGAGCUCCAUACCUCUGUUCCAUGUUCAAACCAAGACAACGUGGACAUCUACAAUGUGGUAGGAGAAGAGGUCUGCAAAGAACAAGAUGAAUAUCAUGAGUACCAUUUACCGGAGAUUGGACAUGAUGUUUCUCCACAAGGUCCUUACCAAGACCUUUUAAGAGAAGGGACCUACCAGGAAAUUACUACGGGAUAUAAUGUGAAGAAGGCUGUGGGUAUUGGUUUAAAUCAAGGGCCAGACGAUGACAAGAUUCCCGUGACUCCAAGCAAAUUGAACGAGAACGCAUAUCAAGAUUUAUGCCAAAAAGAUGAUAAAGAAAACAAUAGUUACCAGGCUCUUAAGAUCGCGAAGCCGGAAUAUCUGGAGCUUAUUGCGGAUGACACGUCUCUGGCACCUAAGCAACUCAACGAAAAUGACUACGAAAAUCUUUAGAUAUGUACUAUGUGAUAAAGUUAAUAUUGUUUUUGGAUCUGUAACGGAAUGCCACUCGGAGAUGGAAGCCUCACACAGCAACAUAUACCAACAUUUUAUCAAAGAUAGUAGCCCUGAUUAGUCUGUCGCAGAUCAGCAGAAUUUGUAAAGAUCUAAAGACAACAUUACCUUUUCUUAAUAAUGCUGGACCUUGAUAUUUUGGCAGGCGCCCUCUAAAGGUUAGCCUAUUGCUCUGUAUGUUAAGCUAGGGACCCGUCUCUGGUUUAACCACUGAAAUGUAUAUGUACAUCACAACAAACAGCGAUAUCCCUUAUCAAGACAACUUCCCCGGAUGGGCAUCCUCAACCUAUCACUCCAGGGGAGUGUUUCACAAAGACUAAGAUCGACUUUAAGUUUGACUUAACUAUGGCAGGC